UUCGUACGACUGGGGGGCGAGGCAGGUGCUUGGGGGAGGUUGUGGGUUUGGGAUGUGGUCGCUGGUGGGUUUUGGGGGAGACAGUCGUUUGUGGGGUUGAAGGAUGCUGUCCGGGCCGAUGAACGGCUCCCUGUGAGCCGUCACAGCGCCGGUCCCUGCGAGGCUCCCGGCCGGAACGGGGCCGCCCCGCCGGCGCUCGGGGCCGCAGCCGCCGCCUUCGCCCAGAGCCGCCCCGCGGCUCUGCGCAGGCCCCGCCGGGCCGGGCCGCCAUGUGGGUGUUCGGCUACGGCUCCCUCAUCUGGAAGGUGGAUUUCCCCUACCAGGAGAAGCUGGUGGGGCGCGUCCGCGGCUACAGCCGGCGCUUCUGGCAGGGCAGCACCGACCACCGCGGGGUGCCGGGCAAGCCUGGAAGAGUUGUGACCCUGGUUGAAGAUGCUGAGGGGUGCGUGUGGGGCGUUGCCUACAGAUUACCAGCUGGGAAGGAAGGAGAAGUGAAGGCCUACCUGGAUUUCCGGGAGAAGGGCGGCUACAGAACCACCACGGUCAUCUUCUACCCGAAGGACACGUCGGUGCAGCCCUUCGAUGUGCUGCUGUACAUCGGCACCUGCGACAACCCCAACUACCUGGGCCCCGCACCACUCGAGGACAUCGCGCGCCAGAUCCUGGGCGCCGCUGGGCCUAGUGGCAGGAAUACGGAAUACCUGUUUGAGCUGGCCAGCUCCAUCAGGAACCUCAUGCCAGAGGAUGUGGAUGAGCACCUCUUCUCCUUAGAGACACUGGUCAAGGAGCUCUUGAACAAGCACCAAAAUCUCAACUGUCUAUAAAGUAACCUCUUAACAGCCUGGUUCUGUCUUCAGAGGAGGGGUUUUGUCAGCCAUGGGUGUGUGGCAGGGAGGAAUGCUCCUCUGUAUUGUGCUAUCCUAAUUAAUAAUGCAUAUCUGAAUUAAUGCUGCAUUCAGAAUAGGAGUUGGUUACUUAAAACAAAAUUGCCAAAAUCAUUCUUUCAGGAGUCCAGAGAAAGGCGAGCAACAAAAGUGUUCUACGUUUGAAUUUGGUAUCUCAGCUUUUCAUCCAAAGACUACACCUCAAGACAACCACCUAAACUUCUCUUUAUGUUUUAUUAUUAUUUCAGGUUUAAAAUAAAUCUUUAGAAUAUUUUUGAGGUCAAAAUCAGCAUGCAGAGACAAGUUCCCUAGAUUUAAGUAAUAGUUUGUUCUGAUCCCGGACCGCAGUGCAGGAGUUUUAAGUGGUUGGCCUAAAUUGUGUAGUAGAACAUUUGUAUCAACAUUCAACUCCUCUGAAAUAAAGUGACACCACUGAAUUAGUCAUCUCACCCUUUAUAUGUUAAUUUAUCCUUAAAUGCAGAGGAUAAAUCAUUUUAUUGUAAAGGAAGUCAUUCCUUCUCUUGGCUGCUGAUGUCAAGCCCUGAAAACCAAAGCUCUGGGCACUCUGAUUCAAACAAGCCAUAACCUAUCAGUGCCUCAUUUUAAUUUUAAUCCUAAUAUAAAGACUAACCCCAAAGUAUUUAAGAGCAUGACUUGAAGUCGCAACACAGCAAGAAGAGAAACUCAUCUUUGUUUGUUACUUCAGGUGCUGUUGUGGACCCCAUCUCUUUGAAAAUCCCAGCUGCAAGGAUAGAUUUUAGUUUCAAGGAUUCACCAACAGAAGGUUAUUAAGGAAGGAACCCUCUCUCCAGUAACCUUAGGGGUGUGUAUGGACAUCCUGAAGGGUUGGGAGGCCCCCAGUUUAGGCCAGUAGGCUUCCUGAUGCAAACCAUCCCAACAUGGACUUGUCUUGCUCCUCAAAACUCUUUUAUGUUUAUUAACUUUUAACCAAGUAUAUUUUUAUAUUUUAAUAUAAAAGGUCCUGUUUCAAACACCAUGCAACAUCCUGUUUUCCCAUCCAGGGAAUGUGUUGCAGCCUGGAAGCCUGGAUUAUGCAUCAGUAAUUGCAAAAAAAGUGUGUUUUUUCCCUAAAAAGGUUGACCCUUUCUGUUCUUUACAUCUUCCUGGUUUAUAUUUGUAAAGGUAAAAGUGUGCAAUGGCACUCUCUUUCUUGAAAAAUCUUUUUAGAUUUAAAAAUUCUUUCCUCAAAGACUUAUCCUUGUUCCUUAAAACAGGGCAGGGGAUGCUUGUGCUGAGUAAGGAUCCAGAACCAUCAGGGCUGAUGCUCCCUUUAAAAUGCUAAUUAUUUAAGUACUGGGAUUCUGUGUAGCUCCACACUCUCUGUCUCCGUCUCCAAGGCUUUCUUGCAUUCUUGCAUUUGCUUCCCAAAUGCAUAAACCAUUGCAAUAAUACACGUUCCUGUGUACAACUUCAGUGCAAUCAAAAUGCAUUACAAUGACUAAUGGGGUUGGAAAUUUCCAGAAAUGUUGUUUAAAGUGUGUCUGUUUGAGGGUGGGACAUCAAGGUAUGUGUUCAUUGCGCCAUGCUGUAAAAUUGCUGCUGAGAAUGACAAACAACAUACGGGGGUACUAUAAACUGUGAGACAUUAGGAAUUAAUUAAAGCAUGAAAAAUAUAAAUAAA
Molecule: messenger RNA, 2526 nt
Organism: Vidua macroura (Pin-tailed whydah)
Lineage: Eukaryota; Metazoa; Chordata; Aves; Passeriformes; Viduidae
Gene: CHAC2
Product: ChaC glutathione specific gamma-glutamylcyclotransferase 2
Exons: 3
Coding region: 270-824 (184 amino acids)
Biological process (GO): glutathione catabolic process
Cellular component (GO): cytoplasm
Molecular function (GO): glutathione specific gamma-glutamylcyclotransferase activity; gamma-glutamylcyclotransferase activity
Source: RefSeq, a predicted model, not a curated record